AUGUAUCACAACUACUCGAAAGACAUGAUGAUUGGUCUCGCCAUCGCGUUUGCGAUACUGCCGUUUGCGUUUGUCUGCUUACGACUGUGGGCGAAGAGAAUAUCAAAGCGUCUUGGAUGGGAUGACGUUCUCACAGUCGCUGCACUGGCAGUCUGUGUGACAUGCUGUUUCUUGCAACUAGCCACGGCGAUACAUGGCUACUUGGGGUCUCACCAGCCCCUCGACGCGCAGGGUCGACCUAUCAUGGACGAUCUUGGCUUAAUCUUCUUCGAAGAGACAAAAUUUGCAAUCAACAUGAUUUCCAUCAUUGGACUUGGCCUCGUCAAAUCGUCAAUCUUGAUCUUGUACAAGAACAUCUUCAACGUCCGGAAAUUCCGCCUCUUUGUAUAUGCCGCGUUGGCGUAUGUGAUCGGCUGGACCAUCAGCUUUUCUUUCUCGCAUCUCUUUACUUGCUACCCUAUCACUGUCUUCAUCGAGCCCUACUACGGUAACAGCUGUGUCAAGACUGUGCCAAUGUUUCUGGCAUUGUUGACAGGUGAUCUAGUCUGGGUUUCAAUCAACAUUAUGACAAGGGCUGACUGCUCAAAAUAUUAUACCGAUGUUUUCGCAGAUCUCGUCAUCCUUAUUCUUCCCAUCCCUAUGGUAAUGAGCGUGCGAAUGGAGAGGAAGAAAAAGGUGGCUGUCAUUGUGAUGCUUUCUUUGGGUGCAGCUGUAUGUGCCAUAAGUAUCACACGCGUGGUGGCGACCUAUUCCAUUGCGGAAGAGUACAUCAAGCACCCCGACGAUGUCAUCUACUACACAGCGCCCGUCUUUUUCUGGACAAACAUUGAGCUAUCACUGGGUCUUGUAUGCGCGUGCUUGCCCACUCUACGGCCAAUCUGGUUCUACUUCUAUCCAAGAGAAGAGACACGGUCUGGGUAUGGCUAUGGACAUAGCUAUGGCCUAGGAUACUCGGGAAGAGGCUAUGGAUCAUCGGGCCUGCACGGCACUACGAAACACAGUUCUUCCAGUGGCAAGCUGACACGGAAGCCCUACCAGGAGAUUGACGAAUUAGAGCUGACGAAGAUGUCUGAGGACGCCGUUCACAUAACCCCCGAAGACGCUUCUGCCAUCAGCCGAAACAGAAUGACAAAGCAGUUGACCAUUCAUCAAGCCCUAGCAUGA
This is a messenger RNA of Exserohilum turcica Et28A, 1164 nucleotides long. RefSeq lists its product as uncharacterized. The coding region runs from base 1 to 1164 and encodes 387 amino acids. The record is from RefSeq and is a predicted model, not a curated record. The transcript is spliced from 7 exons. Lineage: Eukaryota; Fungi; Ascomycota; Dothideomycetes; Pleosporales; Pleosporaceae.